Ictidomys tridecemlineatus (thirteen-lined ground squirrel) is the source of this 10124-nucleotide messenger RNA. NCBI's taxonomy places the organism in Eukaryota, Metazoa, Chordata, Mammalia, Rodentia, Sciuridae. The record is from RefSeq and is a predicted model, not a curated record.
GCCUGUGGUGGAGCCCGCCUGCUCGGUUAGGACCUCGGAGAGCGCCUGGCGCCGCGACCUGAGGGAUCGGAGAAGCGGCCGCAGCUCGGCCGGACCAACGCCUGCGAGCUCACCGCCCUACACGCCUUCAGCUUCCCGGGCUGGCAGGCGGCUAGUGGCGUCUGAGGAAGUGUUUAAAAUGAAGAAGUUUAAUUUCCGAAAAGUUUUGGAUGGCUUAACUGCCUCCUCCCCUGGCAGUGGUAGCAGCAGUGGCAGUAACAGUGGUGGUGGGGCUGGAAGUGGUUCCCUGCAUCCAGGAGCAACUGCAGGGAUUCUUAGAGAGGAGAUUCAGGAGACCCUGACUUCAGAGUUUUUCCAGAUUUGCAAGACUGUUCGGCAUGGUUUUCCUUAUCAGCCCACAUCAUUGGCCUUUGAUCCAGUUCAGAAAAUCUUAGCUAUUGGAACAAGGACAGGUGCUAUACGAAUACUUGGGAGACCUGGUGUUGAUUGUUAUUGCCAACAUGAAAGUGGUGCAGCUGUCUUGCAGCUACAAUUCUUGAUCAAUGAGGGUGCUUUGGUCAGUGCAAGUUCAGAUGAUACACUUCAUUUGUGGAACCUUAGACAAAAAAGACCAGCUAUUCUUCAUUCUCUUAAAUUUAACCGAGAACGAAUUACUUACUGUCAUCUACCUUUCCAGAGUAAGUGGCUCUAUGUUGGAACAGAAAGAGGAAAUACACAUAUUGUAAAUAUUGAAUCUUUCAUUCUUUCUGGAUAUGUUAUCAUGUGGAACAAGGCAAUUGAACUGUCCACCAAGACUCAUCCAGGUCCUGUUGUACAUUUAAGUGAUAGCCCAAGAGAUGAAGGCAAACUGCUAAUAGGUUAUGAAAAUGGUACUGUAGUAUUCUGGGACUUGAAAUCUAAAAGAGCAGAACUGAGAGUUUAUUAUGAUGAGGCAAUUCAUUCAAUUGAUUGGCAUCAUGAGGGCAAACAGUUCAUGUGUAGCCAUUCAGACGGUAGCUUGACCUUAUGGAACCUAAAAAGUCCAAGUCGUCCUUUCCAGACCACAAUUCCACAUGGAAAAAGUCAAAGAGAAGGAAGAAAAUCUGAAUCUUGUAAACCAAUUCUUAAAGUAGAAUACAAGACCUGCAGAAACAGUGAACCAUUCAUAAUAUUCUCUGGUGGGCUGUCCUAUGACAAAGCUUGCAGAAGACCAAGUUUAACCAUCAUGCAUGGAAAAGCAAUUACAGUACUUGAAAUGGAUCAUCCUAUUGUUGAAUUUCUAACUUUAUGUGAAACACCCUAUCCAAAUGAAUUUCAAGAACCCUAUGCUGUCGUCGUACUUCUGGAGAAAGAUCUCAUUGUAGUUGAUCUGACACAAAGCAAUUUUCCUAUCUUUGAAAAUCCAUAUCCCAUGGACAUUCAUGAAUCACCAGUUACAUGCACAGCAUAUUUUGCCGAUUGCCCUCCAGACUUGAUUUUAGUACUUUAUUCUAUAGGAGUCAAGCAUAAAAAACAAGGAUACAGUAAUAAGGAGUGGCCAAUCAGUGGAGGAGCUUGGAACCUUGGAGCACAAACAUAUCCAGAAAUUAUUGUCACUGGUCAUGCAGAUGGAUCAAUAAAAUUUUGGGAUGCUUCUGCAAUAACUCUGCAGAUGUUGUACAAGCUAAAAACUUCAAAAGUCUUUGAAAAACAGAAGGCAGGAGAAGGCAAACAAACAUGUGAAAUUGUAGAGGAAGAUCCAUAUGCCAUUCAGAUGAUUUACUGGUGUCCAGAGAGCAGAAUAUUUUGUGUAUCAGGAGUCUCUGCCUAUGUCAUAAUUUAUAAAUUCAGCAGACAUGAAAUUACAACAGAAAUAGUGUCAUUAGAGGUACGACUUCAGUAUGAUGUGGAAGAUAUUAUUACUCCUGAACCAGAAACAAGUCCUCCAUUUCCAGAUCUCUCAACCCAGCUUCCUCCUUCAAGGAGUCUUUCAGGGAGCACUAACACCGUGGCUAGCGAAGGAGUCACAAAGGACAGUAUCCCAUGCCUCAACGUUAAGACACGACCAGUUCGAAUGCCUCCAGGAUAUCAAGCAGAACUUGUUAUUCAGUUGGUGUGGGUAGAUGGUGAGCCUCCUCAACAGAUUACUAGUCUUGCUGUAAACUCAGCAUAUGGAAUAGUUGCCUUUGGAAACUGCAAUGGGUUGGCUGUGGUGGAUUUUAUACAGAAGACAGUUCUGUUAAGCAUGGGGACCAUUGACCUUUAUAGAUCAAGUGACCUGUAUCAGAGACAACCACGUUCUCCUCGAAAGAACAAGCAGAUCAUUGCAGAUUCUGGUAUGAUAUCACUUCCUUUCACUUUAGACUAUUCUUCUUUCUUUCCCCUGCCUGCUGCUGAUGCUGGUGUUCUGGCAUGUUCCAAAGACAACUUUUGCAUGCGUGGCCUGUCUAACUUUUAUCCUGAUUUAACGAAACGGAUCCGUACUUCUUAUCAGAGUUUAACUGAGUUGAAUGAUAGUCCAGUUCCACUGGAACUUGAGCGUUGCAAGUCUCCCACUUCAGGACUUGCUACCAGAACUCCUGAGGCAGCAGCAGGCUUUUAUAGGAAUGAAAUACCAGCUGUGAGACAGAGGAAUCAAGUACAUCACUUGCCAGGUGAAGUUAAAGGAUCAAGAAAGUUAAGUCUGCCAACAGAUCUUAAAGCUGAUCUUGACCAUGUAAAUGGACAUUGCACAAGUCCAACUUCUCAGAGUUGCAGUUCUGGAAAACGUCUUUCUAGUGCUGAUGUUUCAAAAAUAAAUCGGUGGGGUCCUGCAAGACCUCCAUUUCGAAAGGCUCAGUCAGCUGCUUGCAUGGAGAUUUCUUUACCAGUAACAACAGAAGAAAACCGAGAGAAUUCAUAUAAUCGUUCCAGAAGCUCUAGUAUCUCCAGUAUUGACAAAGAUUCUAAAGAAGCAAUUACAGCUUUAUACUUCAUGGAAUCCUUUGCACGGAAAAAUGACUCUACUGUCUCUCCUUGUCUGUUUGUUGGAACCAGUCUGGGAAUGGUAUUAAUCAUCUCCCUAAACCUACCAUCAGCAGAUGAACAGAGGUUUACAGAGCCAGUUGUGGUAUUGUCAAGUGGUACAUUCCUCUCAUUGAAAGGAGCUGUACUAACAUUUUCCUGUAUGGACCGAACUGGCGGAUUAAUGCAACCUCCAUAUGAAGUUUGGAGGGAUCCAAAUACCAUAGAUGAAAAUGAAAAAACUUGGAGAAGGAAAUUGGUCAUGAACUACUCCUCUUCAUCCCAAGAAAUAGGAGAUCAUCAGUAUACAAUAAUUUGCUCAGAAAAACAAGCCAAAGUCUUCUCACUGCCUUCUCAGACUUGCCUUUAUGUUCAUAACAUCACCGAGACAUCUUUUAUACUGCAAGCAAAUGUGGUGGUCAUGUGCAACAGUGCCUGCUUGGCGUGCUUUUGUGCUAAUGGGCAUAUCAUGAUAAUGAGUCUACCUAGUCUUCGCCCAAUGUUGGAUGUUAAUUAUUUGCCACUGACAGACAUGAGGAUAGCACGGACAUUUUGUUUUACCAAUGAAGGACAGGCUUUGUAUCUUGUCUCUCCUACUGAAAUUCAGCGGUUAACAUACAGCCAGGAAAUGUGUGAUAAUCUACAGGACAUGCUAGGAGAUUUGUUUACUCCUAUAGAGACACCAGAAGCUCAGAAUAGAGGCUUUCUUAAGGGACUGUUCGGUGGAAGUGGACAAACAUUUGACAGAGAAGAGCUCUUUGGGGAAGCUACAGCAGGAAAAGCAUCUCGCAGCCUUGCCCAGCACAUUCCUGGACCAGGUGGUAUAGAAGGGAUGAAAGGCGCUGCUGGAGGUGUCAUGGGAGAGCUGACCCGCGCCCGGAUUGCACUUGAUGAGAGAGGACAGAGACUAGGCGAGCUGGAAGAGAAGACUGCAGGCAUGAUGACCAGCGCAGAAGCAUUUUCCAAACAUGCGCACGAGUUAAUGCUGAAAUAUAAGGAUAAGAAAUGGUACCAAUUCUGAACUCCCUAAGAAGAGCUGUGCCUGCUUUGAGAAACCAUUAUUCAGGGAAACCAAAUUUAUUCCCAGCAUCACUAUUCAACUGCUAGAAGCCAGUUUCUUCUAUAAAAUGUUCCAUCACAAUCCAUCUGAAGUUAUCAUAAAGGAGACUUAUCAAAGACGCUGUACAACCCAAAGGCUGGAACCCUGGUUAAAAAUCCCAAGAUAACGGCUGAAUUUGUCUUUUCCCAUGUGGAAUGGAGCUAUCAUCUUAGCAUGUAAUUUGCUAAGGAUUUACAUUUAGGAACUACGGGAAGUCCUUUUGAUUUGAAAAUUCCUGUACAAACAAAAGCAUUAAUGCACUUAAUGAAAAAAAAUCUUUGCAUGAUAAAUUAACAUCUUAAGAGGAAAAGAAAAAAAGCAUGUUGUGACAGAAGAAAAAAAGAAUUAUGGUAAACUAUUUUUAUAAAUUGGGCCACACCCAACAAUUUAAAAGUCUGCAUUAGAAGACAUUAAUGCAUUUCAAGUAUAUUUGCCAUACCCAACUGAAAAGGAAAACAAAAGCCCAGAGUUCUCAUCUGUAAUUUUCAUUUUACUAGGACAUUAUUGAAUUCUAUGACAGGUAUCGGAUUAACAUUUUUCUCCCUCUUGGUAUUUUACAUCAUUCACAAUUAUUAGUCAUAAUCAAGUAUUAUCAGUAUAGUAAAUUAUUCCCAACACAAUUAUUUCCGUUUCUGUCACCUUCAGAAUGGGUUGUAUUUUUAGUCAUAAACCAUAUAGGGUUGGGUUUCCUUAAAGCAUUUUUUUUCAGCCUGACUUGUACUCUGCAGGGGAGUUGAUGACAGGUUUAGGGAAUAGACUAUGGGAACAAUGCAGUUAGCUUUGAGAACUGAUUUCACAAAGGGUAAAAUCUCACACACUCCAAUUUCAGUUUCUAAAGUGAUAUAUUUUUAAAGCUCCAUUUGUAUCCUUGUCUGUCAGUUACACAGUAUAUUACUGUUCAAACCCAGUAGGGUCUACAAUCCAAGGUGCUUUUGCAGCCUGACUUUCACAGACCAAACUGGUCAUUCUCAUUAGUGUGAUUCAGUAAAACCUCAGUUAAUGUUUUGAGAAAGAGAUUCUGAUUUAUUACAUUUCUGGUUAAUAAGGGCUUUCAUUAGAAAAUACUUUUUGGUUCAAUAUGAUUAAUGAAAAUCUUUUUAAAAUAUAGUGAUAUUUUUGCAGUCUUGGCCUCAGUCAUCAUUAUGAACAACAAAAUACAUAUCAAUAAUCAACAAUUUUGUCACUAAUAAGGUCAACUAAGAUAAGUUACCUGAUUAAGCUAAUAAACACCAGACACCUAUUGGUUAUUAAAAACUCUCAAUGGAGCAAAGAAUAUACUUAACAUGAUAAAAGUUCUCAAUCAUGAUUCAACAGAGAAGUACUAGAGAUAAAACAAAAUAAAGACACUAGCCAUCACUAACAUGAUUCUGGAAGUCAAAAGUCAUGGGAGUAUACACACACACACACACACACACACACACACACACACUUUAGGACCCAUCUUAUAAUUUAUAUUUUGUUCCUUCAAAAAGAAUCUUUUUAAAAAUAUUAUAGAUUUGCUUGUUGGGUUUUUACUUAUCAGUGUCUUACUGAUUUACAUUUCUGUUUAAGAAUUUACCAUUUUCCUGGAGUUCAGUAUAUUUUAAGCCAAAACUAGUAUUUGUUUAGUUUUUUUGCUUAGAAGUGGUGCUUCCUUUAAAAUAUUCUCCAUGGUUUUGAAAAGAGCAAAGAUUAUUGAAAGAGUCAGAAAAUGUAUACUAGGAUAGCAUUUCUCAGAAUCCUUGAAUUCUCCUGAUUUCAUAAAAAAAAAAAGCCUCUCCAUUAAUCUCUCAAACUCCUAUAAUAGCCAUAGGGUAACAAAACCUAGCUUGGAAAUAUAGAUAUAACACAUAAAAUGAUAAAGUGAAAAUAUAAAGAAACUUGAGGUGAGGAUCUGGAAAAUAUUGGCACCAAAUUGCAACACACUGUAUGUACCGUCAGUUUCAAAGACCCAGUUUUCUGUUUUUUUCUAGACAAGCACUUUAUCAUUUAUACAUUUUAAAAAUAAAAGAGUGACAUAUUUAUUUUAGGAAUGAAUAAAACACUAAGUUCAUAGCAGCAUUAAAUUAAAGAAUAUCACUGAAAUUCCCAGUAAGAUCCAACUCGUUCUGUGCUGGGGCUAUAGCUUAGAGGCAGAGCACUUUUUGACUAUAAAUAAGGGCCUCAGUUCAAACUCCAGCAAACUCGUGCGCACUAGCGCACACACACACGAUUUAACCUGUUGUAUAUCAGGGUUUCUCAACAGCAGCACUAUUAGCACAAAAUUCUUUCUUUUGGGGGAACUGUCCUGUGUAUUAUAGGAUUUUUGCAACCCUGUUACCAGUAAGAACUCCUAGUAAUGGCAAUCAAAAAUGUCUCCUGCCAUUGCCAAAAUUGCUCCAAGUUGAGAGCCACUAUUAUACAUCAUUUAAAGAAACAGAUGGUGAAAUAUGUGAUAUAUGUCUCAUAUAAAAAUGAAUUUCAUAAGUACAUAUUGUCUUAGCAAGGUAAAUUAUUAUGCCCAAAAUUACAUAUGUGGUUCAUAAGCAAUAAAAUACAAUUUUGAGGAACGCUUUAUGAAUCAUUGAAAAAAUAUAGCAUAUUUUAAAGCACACUAAGAAAAUAUCAAAAAGGACACUGUAGCAUUUCACAAUAGAAGUGCUUAAAACACUAGCUUCAUUAAAUAGAUCAAAAGUUUAUAUAAUUAGCACAUCCUUUGGAAGUAAACAGGUACUUCUAUUUACUGAAGUGCUUAAAAAGACCAGAUUCUUCUAAGUAGUUUACAUGUCCUUACAAAAUUGUUUUUAUAAGCCCUUUCUUAAUGCAAGGUAACUUUAUCCCAGAAGCUCCUGACUAGUAGAAUUCAAUUAAUGAGGUUUUACUGUAUCAAAAUUAUUUUGUAAUUCAAAGAGACAGCAAUAACAAGAAUCUAGUAUGGAUGUGAUUUUUCUCUUUGAACAUUUGUGUUCUGUUGCACUGACCUUGGCAUACACACACACACACACACACACACACACACACAAACAAUGCGCGCACAUGCACUCACCACCACCAUCUCAUCAUUAUCAUCAUCUUAGGAAAAUGAGUACAGUUGAUCCAUGUAAUUUUUUGCAUCUUCUCUGCUUUCCUGUGUCUUGGAACUUAAGAAAAAUAUUCCUAGUAACUAAUACAAAGAUACAGAAGAUGACCCUGAGCCUUGGUUACCAUCAAAAUUGAAAACUGCAUUGUAUCUGCUAAGGUAGCGUCAGAAGAUAAGACUAAACAAACUACAGUCUUGACAAGUUGACUUUACCUUCCUAUGACUUCCUCAAGACAUAAACCCUUUUUAGUGUUCCAGCAGAAAAUGAGCCUUUCCAUUCUAUUUGUCAAUGAGAAGAUGGAAGUAUUUGUUUCCCAGUUCUAAGAAUAAUGUGAGCAAUAAUCCCUACCGUGUAAAUUUUCCAUUUUUCUUGCACUUUGGAGGAAGAAUGAAUGAUUUAUCAUUUACUUUAAUCCCCUUUAAAAACAGUACUGCUGACUUUGUUUCCUUCAUUGAGCUCCAGACACCAUCAGGGUCACUUUGGCUUUGGUAGGACAGUGACAGAGCUAAGCGAGAUGUUUUCAAGUAAUUCAGUCAUAAAGACAAUCUUUUUCAAUCUAUCGGAAUUGAUUCUCAUUAAGUCAAAUCCAGGCCUAGGCCUGUACCCACAAAAUUUUUAAAGAAUCAAAGGGAAAAAAAUCCUUUUUAUAUAGUACAUAUAUGCAGUUUUAAAGGUACCCAUUAUCUACAUAACUCUGGGAGAGAAAAGAGUAAGAAUAGAUCUGAAAUUAGUUGAAGAUUAAAGUAGGUUAUUUAACAUAUUUGACCAUAAAAUGUUUGGACUGAGGAAAAGAUGAAAUUGGUUGGAAAAGUAAAUGAAAAAUCAUCUCUUUGGUUUAGGAUUAUUGGGACAACCCAGAGUAUAUCUAAAUGACCACAAGCUGCCCCAUAGGAAAAAAGAAUACUAUGCCCUGAACACAUUGAUUCGGAGAGGACAAUGCCCAAAGGAGUCAGCAGGUCAUAUCAGGUCUUGCUCUCUGCAUUAGGAGAAAUGUGAUAGCCUUCACAGCUUCUUCACCUGUCUUCAUCACCCAACUCCAUUUUUAGAUGGGUACCAUUUCAUGUGCACAGUGCUCUAAGUGUCACAAAUAGUGGUCAUGGGCUUAGAUUGAGCACCAUCUCAACAUGUACCAUUCCAGAGGGCAUCGUUGUCAACAGAAUGAGUUAAGUGUGCAUAUUUGCAAACCACAUAGCCCUGAGUGGAAGAAAUUCAGGGUAGGUAAGGUCUAACUUGGAAAAGGAGGAGGAAGUGCUAUUGUGGUGCAUGAGUGUGUGGGGAGGGACAUGGAUUCUGAGGAAAGCGGGAGAGGCUUUGAUGGGGAACAGAAGCACAGACAAAUACCUUUAUUUAUAUAUUUAUCUAGAGGAGGAUCCUCAAACUUGGCUGUACAUAAUAAUUACUUGAUAUUUUAAAAUUCCCAAUUAUAUCAAAAUUGCUUGGAGUAGGAACCAGACAUCAGUAUUUUUGAAAGCACCCAGUGUGGUUCCAGUGUCCAGCCACAGUUGCUAACUACUAGAUUAUGACCAGCGUUAUGACCAUCGAAGGAAGACAUGUUUGUCUUCCUUUUCCAGUGUCCCAGCCUUCCAGUGUCUGGGAAAGCAGAUGUAAGAGAUACAAUAUUAACUGGAUUGAUACUUUUUCUGUGCCUCUCACAGAAUAAAAGUAUGUGUGAGUUUCUGACUAGGCAGUGCCCCAUUACCUCUUAAUAAUUCUAUGAUAUUCUCAUAUGUGACUUGCCCAUAAAUUAUUUCACUUCAAACAUACCAAGUUUUUGAUUGUCUUCUACAUGUGACAAAACAAGAUACCAGAAAUAUCACGGUAAAUUAAACAGCAUGUGAAGCUAAAUGGAAAACUGAUUCUCAAUGUUUGGACAAUAGAAGUUCUCAAAGUAAUCAUUACUAAAUCGGGUCCAAAUUUAUUAUUCAUUCUUCUUUUGGAGGAGACAUGGGUACCAGGUACCUGUUCUGCUAUAGGUAUAUUUUAUUGGACUUGAUUUAAACAAAAAGGGAAAACAAUUCUUCCUUCUUGAUUGUUGUCUCAAUCAAAAGCUCCCAGGCCACUUAGAUUUAUUUUCUUGGUUAUUAUGUAUUUAAAUGGAAAAGAAUGCCUGUAAUUUACUAUCUGACCUCCAGUGGCCUCAAAAGCACUUAUACAUUCAAAAAGGAGAGCCCAACCUAUCAAGGGCAGUAACACAUAGUGAGAAAAAAUUGCGAGUCAUCUCCUCUGACACUGCUUCUCCUCUGGUUUGGGCCCACCCUUCUCACCUGCAAAGCCAGAAAAUAAACUUGGUGGUGGUUUUGGACAAUUGUACACAGGAUCAAAAUCUCUAAUAACCUAUAAUUUUUAGUACUUAAUUAUGUGAUGUUUUAUUCUAGGAAAUAAGAAACAGAUGACACCAUUGAUGUAUCUUUCAUCUUCAGAAUUUUUGCAUCUUUUCAGAAAAUGACAAAUUACUAUUUUUCUGUUGCACUCAGCAAUUGUGACUAUACUUAAAAUUCUUGUAGUCUGUAGAGAUAUCAAUAAAAUUGUAUAUGUUUGUACAUAGAUGCUCUCUUAUGUCAUGAUGUCAUGCACUACUAGUGAUUUUUGCCAAGAUUAAAUAUAGGCAAAGGUAAGACAUUUGCAAACACUGAACUAUGGUUUUGCAAAGUAUAAAUGUUUUUAAAAGGCAGGGAGUGAGUACAAGAGCAUAUUUAUUUGAACUGAAAAAGAGAAAGAAAAAAAAAACUAAACCCAGGUCCCCAAACCUUAUAGAUUUUAAUAGAAUUUAUUAAUCCAAAAGUCUAAAAAUAGCCAUUCAAAUUUUGUAUCAAAUUAGAUGUUAACUCUUUGCUGGGAAACUUAAAAAGAGGAUUUUGAAUAAGUUUCAUCUCUGGUGAGAUACAAGUGAAAAUAAAUUUAGUAUUAGUACAGCAUAAGAAACAAAGGUAAAGUAAGAAAUACUUACAUACUCAACAUGCAGACCUUUAACUUCCUGGCUGCUUUUCUGCUCCAACAGGAAAACAAAACAAAAAAACAAAACAAAA